AUGCCUCCCCUGAAAGCGUUGCCGAUGUCACUUGCGCCAACUAGAGCCAGCGAUCGAGAACGCCAGACCUUCCGAAAGGCGUUCGCUUCCAUCGAGCUGGACACCAUGCUGAAUGCCUGGCGCGACUACGUUAUGAACCGGGUCUACAGUGACCCAGUCGAAAAACUUAACACUGACACCACAGCCGACAUCGAGCUGUUUGGGGAGCCGUUUCGAACCAACAUCAAAGGAGAAGUACGCCAAAGAGACGCCACGUUGCUUAAAGCUUUGCGACGGUGUUAG
Soboliphyme baturini is the source of this 282-nucleotide messenger RNA. Lineage: Eukaryota; Metazoa; Nematoda; Enoplea; Dioctophymatida; Soboliphymatidae. The record is from the annotation of a GenBank genome assembly.